AUCCUUUCGAGGUUCGAAUCACAGCAUCAUCGCCGCCGUCCUCGUCCGUGAUGACCGCCCGCCCUCCUCCGCCACGAUGCGCGCCUUCUCCCCCGCCGACGGCUUCCUCGACGUGAAGGAAGGAGUGGACGAGAUGAUAAAGUAUCUGGCCAAUGAGCCCUCGCUGGGGUUGUUCUUCGUCCAGCAGCAUGCCCAUGCUUCCAUGCCUCUUCUCCUCGAUGUUAGGGAUAAGGUUGUAGAAGAGGUCCAUGAAGUAACCCUGCAUACUGAAGACAUAGAGGAUUCAAUUUCUGUAGUGCAGUCGAUGUCAGAAUACGGACUUCCAAUUGUUGACGAGAUGAUUAAGGACAUAAAUAAAUCUCUUCUUAUCAUGUCAACUACCCAACCAAAGAGAGGGUUAAUCCUCAACCCUAGCCCUAGUUGGGGUUUUCAAUCAAGUAGAAGCAGCCGAGGAGUAGAAGAAUCCCCCAUGCAAAGUGGUCAGAAAGGCGGAGGAAGCGGCCGUGGUUAUCUAUCAGCGAUCCUCGACUCGGCGAAGCAGAAAGCGUCCAGCCUAAGAUGGUCUCAGCCAGGCCCAGUCCUGAGAAGGAACACCAGCGAGAACUCUCUGUCAUCUGUAGAUCCGCAGCCUUCAGAGCUUGGUUUUUUCGGUCCUAUUUCAACUCCACCGGAGGCCAGAGGAGAUGAGCUGCCUGUGUCGAGCCAUCUGGAAUCAGAUGCUGUUGCCGGGAAUUCUUACAGAGAUGAUGCGUCGGCAGCAUUCGAAAAUUAUGACAAGUUUAGAUCAGAACAGGAACUUAAACUGAAAGAAUGGCUUCAACAACCUGAAAGAUCACAGUAUGCACACAAUAAAUGGUGAGUGAAAUUUAUCCAAAAGCGCAUUCGUAACUUAGUUCAUGUUAGUUAUAAUAUGUACAAGAUACUUUUUCUGAUUAGUUCUUGUUAUGUCUGAUGAUCUGAAUUUGUGUUUACUCUAUGGAAAGAAAAUGUGUAUCAACUUUGCUAUGAUCUUUUGUAGUUUGUUAGUGACAAAGAGUAAAUACCAACAUAGUUAUCAUUUAUUAGCAAUGCUAA
Ananas comosus (pineapple) is the source of this 1074-nucleotide messenger RNA. RefSeq lists its product as uncharacterized. NCBI's taxonomy places the organism in Eukaryota, Viridiplantae, Streptophyta, Magnoliopsida, Poales, Bromeliaceae. The record is from RefSeq and is a predicted model, not a curated record.